Nannospalax galili (Upper Galilee mountains blind mole rat) is the source of this 4426-nucleotide messenger RNA. It is a transcript of the gene Nlrp3, whose product is annotated as NLR family pyrin domain containing 3. Gene Ontology annotation, biological process: negative regulation of non-canonical NF-kappaB signal transduction; inflammatory response; negative regulation of acute inflammatory response. The coding region runs from base 239 to 3346 and encodes 1035 amino acids. Lineage: Eukaryota; Metazoa; Chordata; Mammalia; Rodentia; Spalacidae. Gene Ontology annotation, molecular function: sequence-specific DNA binding; DNA-binding transcription factor binding. Gene Ontology annotation, cellular component: NLRP3 inflammasome complex; cytoplasm. The record is from RefSeq and is a predicted model, not a curated record. The transcript is spliced from 11 exons.
AUCUAGAGUGGCAUGAUUUGUCUUGGUCAACAGACUAGGAAUUUCUUCUAGACUACAAGUCUGCCCUUCAAAGGAUUUCUGGAAUGUUUUGUCACUGCUUGGCUCUAUUUGUGCAGAAGAACUUUUCUUCUAUGGCUCAGUACAUACUCUUAGAUCAAGCCAAGAGAACUUUCUGGCUGUUUUCACUUUUGUUACGACAGUGUGGAGCUAAGCCCAACAACCCUUAAAAGGACUGUUGAUGAAGAUGACAAGUGUCCGCUGCAAGCUGGCCCACUAUUUGGAGGACCUGGAGGAUGUGGACCUCAGAAAAUUCAAAAUGCAUUUGGAAGAUUACCCACCUCAGAAGGGGUGCAUCCCACUCCCCAGGGGCCAGAUGGAGAAAGCUGACCAUUUGGAUUUAGCUACACUCAUGAUUGACUUCAAUGGGGAGGAGAAGGCAUGGGCCAUGGCUGUGUGGAUCUUUGCAGCAAUCAACAGGAGAGACCUCUGGGAGAAAGCUAAGAAAGAUCAGCUAGAGUGGAAUGCUGCAUGUGUUUCUGAUCUUACGGUGGAAUGCCAGGAAGACAGCAUUGAAGAGGAAUGGAUGGGUUUACUGGGAUACCUUUCUCACGUUUCAAUUUGUAAAAAAAAGAAAGAUUACUGUAAGAUGUACAGAAGACAUGUGAGGAGCAGGUUCUAUUGUAUUGAAGAUAGGAAUGCACGUCUGGGGGAGAGUGUGAACCUCAACAAACGCUACACCCAGCUACAGCUGGUCAAGGAACAUCGGAGCAAGCAGGAGAGGGAGCAUGAGCUGCUGACCAUUGGCAGAACCAAGAUGUGGGACAGCCCCAUGAGUUCCAUUAAUCUGGACUUGCUGUUUGAUCCUGAGGAUGAGCAUUCAGAGCCUGUGCACACAGUGGUGUUCCAGGGAGCAGCAGGCAUAGGGAAAACAAUAUUGGCCAGGAAGAUUAUGUUGGACUGGGCAUCCGGGAAGCUCUUUCAAGACAAAUUUGAUUAUUUGUUCUUUAUCCACUGCCGUGAGGUGAGCCUUAUGACACCAAGGAGUCUGGGGGACCUGAUUGUUAGCUGUUGGCCUGACACAAACCCACCGCUGGGCAAGAUUGUGUGCAAGUCCUCCAGAAUCCUCUUCCUCAUGGAUGGCUUUGAUGAGCUGCAAGGGGCCUUUGAUGAGCACAUUGGGGAGGUCUGUACAGACUGGCAGAAGGCUGUGCGGGGAGAUGUUCUGCUGAGCAGCCUCAUCCGAAAGAAGCUGCUGCCCAAGGCCUCUCUGCUCAUCACGACAAGGCCAGUAGCCCUGGAGAAGCUGCAACAUCUGUUGGACCACCCUCGCCACGUGGAGAUCCUGGGUUUCUCUGAGGCCAAAAGGAAGGAGUAUUUCUUCAAGUAUUUCUCAAAUGAGGUGCAGGCCAGGGAAGCUUUCAGACUGAUCCAGGAGAAUGAGAUCCUCUUUACUAUGUGCUUCAUCCCACUGGUCUGCUGGAUUGUGUGCACAGGACUGAAGCAGCAGAUGGAGACUGGCAAGAGUCUGGCCCAGACCUCCAAGACCACCACUGCUGUCUAUGUCUUUUUCCUUUCCAGUUUGCUGCAAUCCCGAGGAGGCAGCCAGGAGCAUCACUUUUCCAUCCAUCUCCAAGGGCUCUGCUCAUUGGCUGCAGAUGGCAUCUGGAACCAGAAAAUCUUAUUUGAGGAGUGUGACCUCAGGAAUCAUGGCCUGCAGAAGGCAGAUGUCUCUGCUUUCCUGAGGAUGAACGUGUUCCAGAAGGAAGUGGACUGUGAGAGGUUCUAUAGCUUCAGCCACAUGACUUUCCAGGAGUUCUUUGCUGCUAUGUACUACUUGCUGGAAAGGGAGGAAGAAGAGAUGAUCAUGAGGGAGGGGACAGCAGGUUGUUCAGAGCUUCUGAACCGAGAUGUGAAGGUCCUCCUAGAAAAUUAUGGCAGGUUUGAAAAGGGCUAUCUGAUUUUUGUUGUUCGCUUCCUCUUUGGCCUUGUAAAUCAGGAGAGGACUUCCUACUUGGAGAAGAAAUUAAGUUGCAAGAUCUCUCAGCAAGUCAGACUGGAGCUGCUGAAAUGGAUUGAAGUGAAAGCCAAAGCCAAGAAACUGCAGAGGCAGCCCAGCCAGCUGGAACUGUUCUACUGUUUGUAUGAGAUGCAGGAGGAAGACUUUGUGCAGAAAGCCAUGGACCACUUUCCCAAAAUCGAGAUCAACGUCUCCACCAGAAUGGACCAUGUGGUUUCUUCCUUUUGUAUCAAAAACUGUCAUAGGGUAGAAACACUUUCCCUGGGGUUUCUUCACAACUCACCCAAGGAGGAAGAAGAGGAAGAGGGAGGAAAUCAACACUUGGAUCUGGUCCAGUGUGCCUUCCCAGGUCCUGAUGCUGCCCACUCUUACAGAUUGGCAAACUGCUAUCUCACUUCCAACUUUUGCCGGGACCUCUUCUUGAGUCUAUGCACCAACCAGAACCUCACUGAACUGGACCUCAGUGACAAUUCUCUGGGGGAUCCGGGGAUGAGGGUGCUGUGUGAGACGCUCCAGCAUCCUGGUUGUAACAUCCAGAGACUCUGGUUGGGGCGCUGUGGCCUUUCCCAUCAGUGCUGUUUUGACAUCUCCUCAGUCCUGAGCAACAGCCAGAAGCUUGUGGAACUGGAUCUGAGUGACAAUGCCCUGGGGGACUUUGGAGUCAGACUUCUCUGUGUGGGGCUGAAGCACCUGUUCUGCAACCUACAGAAGCUCUGGCUGGUCAGCUGCUGUCUCACAUCGGCAUGUUGUGAGGAUCUUGCAUCAGUCUUGAGCUCCAACCAUUCCUUGACUAGACUGUACAUUGGAGAAAAUGCCUUGGGAGACUCAGGAGUUCAGGUUUUGUGUGAAAAAGUGAAGCAGCCACAGUGUAACCUGCAGAAACUGGGCUUGGUGAAUUCUGGCCUUACCUCACUUUGUUGCUCAGCUCUGUCCUCUGCAAUAAGAACCAACCAGAACCUUACACACCUUUACUUACGAGGCAACACUAUUGGAGAUGUGGGGAUCAAGCUCCUCUGUGAGGGACUCCUGUACCCAGGCUGCAAGCUACAGAUGCUGGAACUAGACAACUGUAGCCUUACCUCACACUGCUGCUGGGAUCUCUCCACAGUUCUGACCUCCAACCAGAGUCUUAGGAAGCUGAGCCUAGGCAACAAUGAUCUCGGCGAUUUGGGGGUGGUGAUGCUCUGUGAGGUCCUGAAACAGCAGAGCUGCCUCCUCCAGAGCCUACAGUUGUGUGACAUGUACUUCAAUUAUGAGACAAAAUGUGCCUUAGAAGUGCUUCAAGAAGAAAAGCCAGAGCUGACCAUUGUAUUUGAGCCUUCUUGGUAGCUUGGCAACAGGGCUGCCAGAUGCCAGGGUCACUGCCCCAUUGCUGCUGUGCACACAGGUGGAGAGAACCCACCUCUACCAUCAGAACCAGAGCCAGUCUCUUCCAGUCCAGGGCCUGGAGCCCAAGCAAGUCUUUCCCCAGUGAAGACACUGGUAAUGUGAAACCUGCAGAGGCACAGCUCUUAUCACAGCCUCAGCCGAGAGGGUGUUCCCUCUUGACUUCAUGAGAUCAACUCCUAGAAAACAUAGUUUUUGUCUUUUCCCUCUCUUGUGCAAACAUUCCUUGACCUACCUUUCUUCUUCUGUUUGUUUUGUCUAUAUUUGCUCAUAUUACCAUCCCUCCGUUUCUAUUAAUUGACCAUAACACACAACUAGUUGGCUGUAUGUUAUAUUGCAAGUUUGUGGAAGCUACUUAUUUAUUUUUAAUUUUUAUAACAUUUUUAUUUUUUAAUUGAAAAUAAUCCAUGCUUAGGUGAGUUACCUGAAAAUUCAGAUAUGUAUAAAACCUUUUUAAAACAAUUUAUUGAUUUAAAUUGUUUCCUUAAUUAAAAAAUAUAGAAUUCUUUUAAAUUAUUUAUUCAAACUACUAAAAUACAUUUCCUUACACAUUUAAAAUAUCUCUUUGCAAAAAUGAUUUAACUGUGGUUAGUGGGGAAAAAAAUCACCUUCUCUUUGUGGGGGAAAUUUCAUUACCCAGAUUCUGGAGGAAGAAUUUCAGCUCUUCUAGCACAGAAGUUAACAUCACACAGUGGAGGCUUUAGAGAAGUGGGAGCCCACACUCUCAACUAGAAGUAUUAGGUAGAAAAUGCAUCUUGCCUGUGGUUGAUAAAAACUUAUCUUACGUUUAUCCAGUUUGAAGAGCAGUUCCCCUAGCAAGCUACACAUAGCGCUAAGUCAUGAAUUAAUUUCUUCUGUACACAGGAACAACUUUUGAAGCACACAGUAUUACUCAGGAUGGGAAUAUUGCUUCCUCUGUCUGAUGGUCACCUCCAGACCAUUGCUAUGAAAGUGUGACUGGUAAACUGUUAAUGUGAGGAGGCUAUUCAAGGGUGAGGCAAUUAUGCCACUUCUCUUUUUAGA